Molecule: messenger RNA, 1474 nt
Organism: Sander lucioperca (pikeperch)
Lineage: Eukaryota; Metazoa; Chordata; Actinopteri; Perciformes; Percidae
Gene: calhm3
Product: calcium homeostasis modulator 3
Exons: 4
Coding region: 1-993 (330 amino acids)
Molecular function (GO): monoatomic cation channel activity
Source: RefSeq, a predicted model, not a curated record
AUGGAGCGUCUGAAGUUAGUCAUGCAGUACUUUCAGUCCAACUCUGAGUCCAUCUCCAAUGGGAUCUGUAUCAUCCUGGCCUUGGUCAGUGUCAAACUCUACACCAGUUUUGACUUUAACUGCCCGUGCCUUCCUCAGUAUAACAAACUGUACUCUUUGGGAGUGAUGAUUGUCCCGCCAAUCAUAUUGUUCUUCCUGGGGGUCCUGGUCAACCGACAUGCGGGUGUCAUGAUGGACGAGUGGAUGAGACCCAUUGGAAACAGAUCCAAAAAUCCUGCUGUGGUUAAGUACCUGUUCUCCUCCAUGAUCCAGAGGGCCAUGCUGGCGCCGAUGGUAUGGAUCCUGGUCACUUUGCUGGAUGGAAAGAUCUUCAUUUGUGCCUUCAGUGUUAGCGUAAACCCUGUACUCUUCUCAGGUUUGCCCAACAAUACAGGUCUGGAUGUGAUUAAAAUCAUGGCCAAAGUGCCUUGCAAGGAGGACACUAUCUUUAAUAACAGCUCUUUCCGAAAAGCAGUCUCUCGUUACAUUCGCUGCUAUUCACAAGCAGUUGGCUGGUCCAUCCUCCUCUUCCUGAUUGUACUUGGAGCACUGGGACGCCUCAUCAAGCCCUGUUUUGACAAUCAUGCCACCUCCCUGCAGACACGCUACUGGAGCAACUACCUCGAUGUGGAGCAAAAGCUCUUCGAUGAAACCUGUGUCCUGCACGCUCGCGAUUUUGCCCGGAAAUGUGUGGUGCAGUUCUUUGAGGACAUGAGAGAGGACACCGUACUUAGUCUUCCCCACCCGCUUUUUAUCACAAACUCUCGGAUGGAGUGGGAGGAUGAAGAAGAGGAGAGACUUCAUGGGGUAUCAAAGCAGGAACAGGUGGACCAGUUGCUCAACAAGUGGUAUUACAGUAAACCUGAACUGGACGUCACCAGGAUAGCCCACAGACCCAGGAUGUGUGUUACCUGGAAGAACCGUGAUGGGAAGACUUUAUACUCUGAUGUCUAGGGCACACACUCAGUGCUGUAUAGUUGCAGGAUGAAUCAUGUCAUGAUGAUCAGUUCACUAACAUUACGCUUUAGAAACAUGUUAGAUGUAGGCUACCUCAGAGUAAGUGUAUGCUUUGCUAAAGUCAGACUUAACAGGUGGUUGUAUAUGGGUGGACUGCCAAUGCAGUCAGAUGUGUAUGACUUUGAUCUGACUUUAUAUUAUGAUUGAGUUCUUUGACUUAAUGCUUUUUACUCUUUGGAGCAAACCAUGUUGCUAGGGUAAUUUGGCUGUUGGGUGUGGUCUGGCUGGUUUGCAUUUAGGUUGUUGACAUGGGGCUCACCCACAUUGAUGAAUGGAAACAUGCAAAUGGACAUUUGGAACCAAAUAACAGACUCACAAAGAUUCUGUUUACUACUUUAUUUUGUGUAGUUUGCUAAAGAUGCACUUAUAAAUAUUUACAUUGACAAUGUGUAUGUAUUACAACCACAAAUAAUUAUCA